AUCAAGGCACGCUCAUUAUGGACGGCCCGUCCGCUCUUUCCUCGAUGCUCACCUGUACACCGUCCGCACGCCUCUUUCCAUGAGGACCGCGUGGUUCCUCGGCCUCAGUAACCAUAUCCCAGGCUCAACAAUGGUCUUGUGGCCUUCCCGACUUUGUCAUAGAUGUAUGUUGAGAAAUCGAUGUCCGGUCUCCCGCCCCAGGGCCGAGUCCAUAACUUUGGCACAAGCACUUCCUCCCAUCUUCCUGACGACCAGUGACAACGAGACCGCGCCGCUCGUCUAAUUCUCGGAAUGAGCGGGGUACAAAAGCCCGCGCCGCAGAGCACGAAGCCCGGCCCUGCUCCUCCUUCCUGUACUCGUCCCUCCCAGUACUUACCUCUACACCUCCGGCGUCGCUCGUUUUGCUGGCAAAAUGCUGUCUUCGCUUGUCUCCCUGUUUUCUAUUGCUGUAGCGGUCACCUCCGCCGCGUAUGUCGGCCCGGGCGUUGUAACGGGCGACACCGCCGUGCACGACCCGACGAUGUGCAAGGACUCGAGCGGGACGUACUUUGUCUUCUCUACCGCGCCGGGCAUUCAGAUCAUCACGUCGACGGACAGGACGGCGUGGACCAGCGCUGGACUCGUCUUCCCUGACGGAAGCGCUACCUGGACUGAUGAGUACACCGGGGAAUCGAACGGCAACCUUUGGGCGCCUGAGUGCUACUAUGAUGGGUCGCAGUUCUACCUGUAUUACGCUGCCUCGAGCUUCGGCUCGCAGAAGUCCGCGAUCUUCCUCGCGACCUCGUCAACUGGAAAGUCCGGCGAUUGGGUCGAUCACGGCGAGGUCAUCGCGAGCAACAGCGGCGACCCUUACAACGCUAUCGACCCUAACCUUUUCAUCGACGGCUCCACCUGGUACUUCACCUUCGGCUCCUUCUGGAACGGCAUCUACGGCAUGACCGUCAGCCCCAGCAGCGGCCUCGCCGACGGUUCCUCGCCCGCCAACCUCGCCGCGCGCCCCAACAACGGCGGCGCGCUUGAGGCGUCCUCCGUCUUCAAGUAUGGCGAUUCGUACUACCUGUUUACGAGCUGGGAUAAGUGCUGCUCGGGCACCUCCUCCACCUACAACAUCCGCGUCGGGCGUGCGUCCUCCGCCGCGGGCCCCUACACCGACGCCGACGGCGUCGCGCUCACCUCCGGCGGCGGCACGCUCGUUCUCGAGACGCACGACCAGAUCUUCGGUCCUGGCGGGCAGGACGUGUGGGAGGACGACGAUGGCCCGAUUCUGGUUUACCACUACUACACUGACGCCGGCAGCUUCCUCGGUAUCAACCGCCUCGACUUUUCGUCGGGCUGGCCUGUGGUGGCUUGAAGGAAUCGGUUGACACAUGGAAGGCUCUUUGUAGCAAUACAACGAAAAGAGGAUAACUAGGUAGGUAGUAUAUGUAAAAGUCUUGCAAAGGGAAUCCAGUUGCGAAUACACGAGGAAAGUUGGAUGCAAAUUACAGUCUGAAAGAGGACGUUCGCAAGUAGAGCGUGUUUCCGUCCAGGGGUUCCGUGGGCGAAUUAUACAAAGGCAGAAAGCGUACGUGUGCGGGUUCUACGAGUACGAUGAUAUGCAAGGGAGUUCCAAAAACUGACGUCUUUCACCCAGACUGCUUGUCGCCCGGUCAACGACUUGCGGCGGAAUGCGGGCGAGCACGCGCGACGCCUCAGCCACCCUGCCACACAAGUAGCUGAGCAACCUCAUCGGCAUCGCGCACCCGCCUUAUGGACACCCGCCCACCCGUCGAGGUGUGUGCAUACGCACUGGCAACGCUC
This is a messenger RNA of Schizophyllum commune H4-8, 1800 nucleotides long. Its product is annotated as glycoside hydrolase family 43 protein. The record is from RefSeq and is a predicted model, not a curated record. The transcript is spliced from 9 exons. Lineage: Eukaryota; Fungi; Basidiomycota; Agaricomycetes; Agaricales; Schizophyllaceae. The coding region runs from base 413 to 1351 and encodes 312 amino acids. Gene Ontology annotation, biological process: carbohydrate metabolic process. Gene Ontology annotation, molecular function: arabinan endo-1,5-alpha-L-arabinosidase activity.